AGCUGCAGCCGUCUAAGAAAAGUACAAGGGAUCCUCAGAAAACCCAGUAAGACCGCUCCGGAUGGCAUCCUCUGUAUACUUGGAAUUGACAGCCGGUACAAUGAAGGGUGCAGGGAACUGGCCAAUUAUCUGCUCUUUGACUUGUACAGCCAGAGAAAUGCUGACUUUGAAAGGACCGGCUUCCCUGAAGAAGUUCUGGAUGAUGUCAUCAUCUUCAUAAAGGCCGACAGUGUCCACCUGUACUGUAAUCCUGUGAACUACACCUACCUGCUACCCUAUGUGGGCUGCUGGAGGAACCUUCACUUCCACUGCAUGACCGAAAACGAGUAUGAAGAUGAAGAAGCUGCUGAAGAAUUUAAGAUUGCAAGCUUUGUGAACAUGGUGCGAGAUUGCAGCCGCAUUGGCAUUCCAUAUAGCUCCCAAGGUCACCUGCAGAUGUUCGACAUGUUCAUUGUUGAAAAAUGGCCGAUCGUGCAGGCGUUUGCCUUGGAGGGCAUCGGUGGCGGGAGUUUCUUCACUAUGAAGCACGAGCUGAUGGAUGUGAGUGAGUCUUUGUGGAAGAUCUACAGCAUCAUGGAUCCUUCUUCUCUAGAGGCCUUGCUGUCA
Messenger RNA from Staurois parvus, 606 nucleotides. The record is from the annotation of a GenBank genome assembly. Lineage: Eukaryota; Metazoa; Chordata; Amphibia; Anura; Ranidae.